GUGCACACGCCAAAUGAUGGUCCCGCCCCCAAAAACGUGGCCAUCAUCCCUCGUGGACGCCUUCACCCCACAACACCAUGCGGAACACCAGAAUUGGCUGGAAAAUACCUUCAAAAACGGGCCGGAGCUUCAAUGCAGCCUCGUGGUCAUGACGUGCAGCAGACCGCAAAUAGACGUGAAGUAGACUAUUGAUCCUCCCAGAUCGUGAGCCACGAAUCUCUUUUAGAACUCUAGGCGUCCCAUACCUCAAGUCCGCCCAUGAUCACGGAAAUUAUAUCUUAGGCGGUCCAAGUCCUCGCAGAUGCUCACGACUUAGAUCAUAUUUGUGACAAGAUCGAGGAAAGGAUACAUAUCUGACCCCAAAACGUCUCAGAGUGCCUGCAAACAAGCUGGCAAUGCCGCAAAAUGCAAGCUUUGUCAGUCAGGGCGACUGCAAGUCGGAUUUAUUGUUUAUCUUCGUCGCGUUCGGUGCUGUCGCAUUAUGGUCAACAGUGCCACUCACCAUCCGAGUCUUGACUACACUGAACACCCGGUCAGGCAUGUUCUUCUGGUCUCUCAUGGCAACUACCUGGGGUCUAUGCCUGCGUCAGAUCGGGUUCAUUGCCAAGUCUGUACCCGGCAAGUGUCCGUGGCCGCUUGCGCAAGCAAUGCUGCAAAUCGGAUGGAUCGCGAUGGUUUCGGGAUUCUCAAUGGUCCUGUACAGUCGCCUCAGUAUCAUCUGCCACAACAGGAACGUGCGGCGCGCAAUUCUUUUCAUGAUCAUCUUCAACGGCAUAGUCUGGCACAGUUCCAUGACCAUUAUCUCGUUUGGCAAAGUUUGGACUCGGAAUGGCAAACGGCAUGAUCUGCUCAGGAUAUGGGAGCGGGUCCAUAAUCCUUUCGAGCGAUGUCAGAUCAUCUUCUUCACCCUUCAAGAGACAAUGAUCGCAUGCUUCUACAUCCACACCGCGUACAAGUACCUCAAGAAUGGAUUCGCUCGUAAGCGACAAAAGCGCACGGCCAUCACCUUGCUACUUGUGGUACAGCUCAUCAUUGUUGCAAUCGACGUAGCCAUGAUCACAAUCGAUUUCCUCGAUUUGAUCACGCUCAAAGUCUCGGUCCACUCAUUCUCAUAUGCGAUCAAAUUGGAGCUGGAGUUUGUGGUCCUUACUCAGCUGGUUGAGCUAUCUAAGCUUGGACUAGCAAAUAGUCCUACCGGGCAGCGCCAGUCCCGAGAUAUGGAGCAGGGAUUCGACAGACCUGGCUCACAUGUUUCCCAGGCACAAACAAUUCGAAUUUCUCACUCUCGCUGUUCGAAAAGUGGCUCAUGGGCAUCUUUGACGGCCUCGGAGCAGUCCAGCCUCAAAGUCAUUGCCGUGUCAAAGCAGUUUGGUGUCAGUAAUAGCAGUGUGCCAUAAGAGAGACGAGGUCGCUAGAUUGAUUCCUAUUGCCAGAUCCUUCACUUCAAUGAGAUUGUGGACGACAGAUUUCCACACGUGACUGAUUGAGUAGUACAGCUGUUGUCGAAUCGAGCUUUUAGCCAAUCACAUAACAAUAUCGGUAUUGCAUGCUUCGUUGCUCUCAUCAAAGUUCAUGUAGACGUGAUAUAGAUACCCGAG
This is a messenger RNA of Boeremia exigua, 1598 nucleotides long. RefSeq lists its product as uncharacterized. NCBI's taxonomy places the organism in Eukaryota, Fungi, Ascomycota, Dothideomycetes, Pleosporales, Didymellaceae. The coding region runs from base 396 to 1397 and encodes 333 amino acids. The transcript is spliced from 3 exons. The record is from RefSeq and is a predicted model, not a curated record.